GGAAAAGUCUUGGACUUAUGACCUAGACACUAUCAUAUUAUACUCUUUGACCAAAUCUCCAAUUCUCGCCAUGCAGACCGCUGUCGCAUCCCCAAUCGCAUUAGUGUCAUCGGCAGAUUCGAGUGCGAAGACGACGAAAAAAUCACACAUACAUCCUCUCACAUCUCUGUUCGCUGGCGCUGUAGCAGGAGGUGUAGAAGCAACCAUUACAUACCCUUUCGAGUACGCCAAAACAAGUACACAGCUGAGGUCUCAGGGAGGUCAAAGUAGCACUAUCCAAGCACUUCGAAGUGUAGUGGCGACUCAGGGUCUCUCAGGAAUCUACACUGGCUGCAGUGCUCUGGUCGUCGGUACUGCGCUUAAAGCCGGCGUUCGCUUUCUAGCAUUCGACACCAUCAAAGCGAGACUUGUGAAUGAGCGUGGUCAACUGUCCACAUCCGCAGGAAUUCUAGCUGGAAGCAUAGCAGGAGCGGUCGAAAGUGUGUUGGCCGUGACACCGACUGAGCGAAUCAAGACUGCGCUCAUUGAUGAUGGCAAGGGCGCUAAACGCUUCCAAUCCACUCCCCAUGCAGUCGGCAUCCUGAUACGUGAGCAAGGCAUCGCGGGAUUAUACCGAGGACUGGUAAGCACGACUAUCAAGCAGUCGGCUACCUCAGCAGUAAGAAUGGGAUCUUACAAUUCACUCAAGACUCAGUACGCGAGCUAUGUCGGACAUGCGCCAAAGACGACACCCGAGACUUUCGCCAUCGGUGCAUGUGCCGGGCUAAUCACGGUAUACGCGACUCAACCUUUCGACACAAUCAAGACUCGUACGCAAAGCAGUCAAGGCGAGACGCUAUUCAAAGCUGUACGAGGCGUCUGGACCGAUGGCGGCGUUCGGGGAUUCUGGAAAGGAAGCGGGCCCAGAUUGGGCAGACUCCUGCUCUCAGGUGGUAUUGUCUUCUCAGUUUACGAGAGAAUCUUGAGCUUUUUCUGAGCCAUUUUUGUGGUUGUUACAGUUUUGUACCAUAGAUAGCGCUUGUCGUAACGCAUGACUGAAUCGUGUUUGUCAGCUGAUCUGACAAUCAUGUGUUUGUAGCCAUGUGUUGUGGCCAGGGCCUUCGCUGGUUAUCUCUCGCCACCACUUGACAGCUGCCUUAACCAUGGCUGAGAUGAUCUUGACGUGAGAUAGAAAUAGCUAUGUAAAGAGUGUGUCGAUAAUCGAGUGCAAGCAGGGCCCUCUUCGUGCGCUAGACUCUAACCAUUGAGAGUGAAUGAGUGUGACAGAGCAGAGCGUGUAGCAACGCAUAGUGAUAUCUUUAUUAUCGAAACACCUAAGAUAAGGAGUGAUUGAAACGAAGUACCUUGUUG
Molecule: messenger RNA, 1350 nt
Organism: Aureobasidium subglaciale EXF-2481
Lineage: Eukaryota; Fungi; Ascomycota; Dothideomycetes; Dothideales; Saccotheciaceae
Exons: 1
Coding region: 71-976 (301 amino acids)
Biological process (GO): mitochondrial citrate transmembrane transport
Source: RefSeq, a predicted model, not a curated record